CUUUUUCUUCUCUCCCGUUUUUCAGUUUCUCAUGUUUUUUUUUCUUCGUUAGAUCUUAUCUUUCACUCACCGGCGAGUCCAUCUCGCCCCACCGUCGACCGAAGCUCCGGCCACCGCCUUUUGUUCCCUCACUUCCUCUCUCUUCUUCACAGAAAUAUGCCUUCUCAAAAGGUUGAAACGGGUCAUCAAGACACGGUCCAUGAUGUUGCGAUGGAUUACUAUGGUAAGAGGCUGGCCACGGCAUCAUCGGAUCACACAAUUAAGAUAAUUGGGGUGAGCAACACGGCCUCUCAGCAUCUAGCAACUUUGACUGGUCACCAAGGACCUGUUUGGCAAGUGGCGUGGGCUCACCCUAAGUUCGGUUCUCUACUUGCUUCGUGUUCCUUUGACGGGCGCGUCAUUGUUUGGAAGGAGGGUAACCCAAAUGAAUGGACUCAAGCUCAUGUGUUUGAUGACCACAAGUCAUCUGUGAAUUCAGUUGCUUGGGCGCCGCAUGAGUUGGGUCUCUGCUUGGCUUGUGGCUCAUCUGAUGGGAAUAUAUCUGUUUUCACUGUAAGAACAGACGGUGGCUGGGACACAGCGAGGAUUGAUCAAGCUCACCCAGUUGGUGUUACUUCGGUGUCAUGGGCACCCUCAAUGGCACCCGGUGCCCUUGUCGGUGCAGGAUUGCUUGAUCCUGUACAGAAGCUGUGCUCUGCUGGUUGUGAUAACACUGUGAAGGUAUGGAAGCUCACCAAUGGAACCUGGAAGAUGGACUGCUUCCCUGCUCUUAAUAUGCACACAGAUUGGGUUCGAGAUGUUGCUUGGGCACCGAAUUUAGGGCUUCCUAAAUCCACCAUCGCUAGUGCAUCACAGGACGGUAAAGUGAUUAUAUGGACCGUGGCAAAAGAGGGGGAUCAGUGGGAAGGCAAGGUUUUGAAUGAUUUCAAGACACCUGUUUGGAGGGUCUCAUGGUCAUUGACAGGAAACAUACUGGCUGUGGCUGAUGGGAACAACAAUGUGACAUUGUGGAAGGAAGCAGUAGAUGGGGAAUGGCAACAGGUGUCAACAGUGGAGCCGUAGAAUGUCAUUUUUCAGGAUUAAUUUGAAAAUGGUUAGAGUUUUCGUUUUGAAAUAUAGUUGACAUCUUGUUUCUUUGCAUAUUAUACAGUUGAUUAAUUGUGCUUCAUAAUACAUUAGUUUCUCGACGUUUGUGAUCCAUUGAGUAUUUUGUGCGUGAAAGAAUGAAGUUGAUUAGUUUGAGUUGUUUUAAGAUCAGAAGAAUGUUUUGCAAGUA
Cajanus cajan (pigeon pea) is the source of this 1276-nucleotide messenger RNA. RefSeq names its product protein transport protein SEC13 homolog B. Lineage: Eukaryota; Viridiplantae; Streptophyta; Magnoliopsida; Fabales; Fabaceae. Gene Ontology annotation, cellular component: nuclear pore outer ring; COPII vesicle coat. Gene Ontology annotation, biological process: COPII-coated vesicle budding; protein import into nucleus. The record is from RefSeq and is a predicted model, not a curated record. Gene Ontology annotation, molecular function: structural molecule activity; protein binding.